AUGUCUUAUGUGGUUGUAGGAAAAGUCCAUCGCAGUAACAAAACGGUGGGGGCUCGCGGUGUUUCUCCAGCUCUGCGGGAGGCAUUAAGGUUGGUGAGGGACGCGUGGCCUGAUCCCUCGCAAAGCUGUUCUUGUUUCAGACCUGGCGGGACUACCAGCGGAGAUACAGGAACUGGGACGACUGGUGACGAAAUGGAAAGGGGCGUGUGGCCCGGCGGUGUGGGAGCAUCACCCGGUCUGCUGCGGCGCCGCUAUUCAAUGCCUGAGACGAUAAUGAGAAAAUAUCGCUUGGCGCAACAACGAUCAGAAUUGGAAGACAGCGGCGAGGCGAGUAGCAGUAGUGCGGGCAUUCCACGAUCAGCGUGCGGCGCAUGCUGCUCGUCGCGAAGCGCACGACGAGAUCCAAUGCGCAAAUCGGCCUUGAUGCGCAUGUGGGGCCGGGCAUGCGCUUGUACCUGCGUCAUGCCCCCGCGUUGUUCCUGUGCCACGACACGCUCUCUCGGUGCCUCCCGUUGUGAGCUACGUCCUCGUUCUCCUCGUUGCCUAACACCCGUCAACCCCAUACGCCUUCCAUCUACCCCUCUGAACAACCGACAAUCGACAUACAAUUCGCCACCUCGAUACGAUCUCAGUUCUUCUUCAGAUCGACCUGAGCACACUACAGUUUCUUCAGACACACAAAAUUUCACCUCGCAAAGCGAUAAAUCUUACGCAGGUGGAACAAAAGUAGAAUUAAUUACAAACCAUAAUGUUUCGGAUGUUUCUUCGUUGACAGACUCUUCAGAAACUUACUCAACGUCCUUGUUGACUGCUAAAGAGAAAGAAAGUCACGCCAAAUAUCACUCAUUACUGUCGAGCGGCAGCCCUCUCGAGGGAGGAUUGAGUGCGAGAUCAGGAAGUGUUCAGAAUAAUGAAAGUGAUGUUUUGCCUUACGACCAGCCACUCUCCAUUGAAACGCAGAAAUAUGACAUUCUCGAAAUCGUUGUCUCAGAAACCAUGAACGUUAGAUCAAUGCCACCUAUCACUAGCGAAACUACUGAAAAUAUACCCAGCCCCAUCAGACACUUGUCUAAGAAUAGGAAAACCCAAAAUAUUAAUAUAGAUGAAUAUGUGUCCAAUAUUCUGGUGGAAAGCUUAAACUCUUUAACGGGCCAGUUAGAAUCUAUGAACGCAUCUAUGGGUAAUGACAAAAAACUAAAUAUUGUCGAAAAAGAAAUAAAAGUUAAACUACAGAACACCGGUGUUAAUACAAUUGUGCAUCUCAGUCCAACAUCAAAUAAUCAGAUUAUAUUUGGAAAUGAAGAGCUCUGUCAUAGUGAAGAAAGACUUAAAAAUGAAAAUCUAUGUCUCAAUUCAAGUUGUCUUAUGAGGGACAGUGCAUUUAGCUUUGAAUCCAAUAAUAAUAAUUUGACUUCACCAGAAAGUAUUAAAGAUAACAACUGUAACCAACAAUUCCAAAAAUCUCUACAUGCACAUCCAGAAAACUUAUCAAGUGUUACAAAUAAUGACAGUUUCAACAAAUCUAUUUUACAACAAAUACAGAAACUAUUUAAAGAUGAGUUUCAAAGGAAUGAACACAAUUUAAGUAAGCCUUCUGUUAGUGACAUUCCUGAAAUUUCACACGUAGAAAUAUCAAACGUAGACGUCUAUUUAAACGAUAACGAUGCGUAUCCGGAAGCCGAAACUAUAGAAAUACAGACACAAAACGAUAAGGAAGACGCAGAAAUGUUAGGCGGCGUCGGUGCUGCCAAUUACUACAAAGAAAUAAAAGAACCCACAUUAGUGCCGAGAUUUUCAGCUUUGCCACAUAGCGACUCCAUGGAGGUAAACACAUCGUCAUCGGAGGACGCCGAUAUGUUGGGUUCAGAAUGCGCCAGCUUAGUAGAUAGCUUAGACGACCCUAACUCACCGAGAUCACUACUCUUACGUCGGGCCCACAAUAAAAGAAGUGAACUAGUACGAUCCUCUAUAGAUGUACUCGAUCUCCUUCCAGAAAAUGUAAGUCAAAAUGAAAAUCACUCUCCCAAAGAAAAAGGUGAAGCAUUUUUUAUAAGAAUAAAAGAUGACGACUGCGACUGUGAAAAAGAAAACAUUAUUGUAGCCGAUCAUAUGCCAGAGACGAUUAAACAAAGAUUGUAUAGAAGGCAUAGAAAACGAGAACAACGGAUGGAGUGUGUCAGGCGUAGUAAAGUCAAGCAAAUGAAAAUAGACGUCAUGAAACAAAGACUAAAUGAGAAUUAUAGAGCUAAAAAAGAAAUGGAAAAGGAAUGUACUGCUAUUGUAAACGCACUGAUAGAUGACGUUAUAGGUAAAAUCGCUCAAGAUGAGUAUAAGUGUAUGAAAAUCAAACAGCGAACUAACAAAUCAGAUGAUGUUUUAAAAAGAAAAAAGGACAUUGGUGAAUCUUCAAAGGUAAAUAAAACCAAAGUAGUACAUUCGCACUCUUGUUCUGAAUACAGAAACCUUAAGCAACCCCAAUCAUCAGAGAAGUCGAAUCGUGAUAAAUCGUCUAGACAUUUGCAGUUGCCCCCCACACCCGUAGAGCAGAGACCAAAAAGGAUUUAUCAAAAGUCGGAAAUACACGACGGCAAUAAAUGUAUAGAGAUCCUGGAAAUAUUAGAAUACGUUAACAGUUCACAAAGCUCAUCGGAAACGACCAAUUCCGACGAGAAUCAUAACAACUUUCUGUUGAGAAAUAAAAAGUCUAGAAUUCCUGUUCCCGUUUAUGAGAGAUUCGAAAGAUUACCACGAAACACUUCGCAGAAGAAAUACAAAAAUGGAAGAUUGCCGUCUACAUUGGCGCGGGAAAAAAACGAUAAAACCAAACAUUUGCUAGCAAGUAUGUUAUUAGAUGCGUUCGCGGAAGACACAACCGGAGAUCCUGCAAGACGCGCACCUGUGGCUUUAGACCCACCCGUCAGGUCCAACUCAUUAAGGUUUCAAAAUCAUUUUGAUAUUAUUCCCGAAGAGAAAAGCAGUCUUAGUAUGGAGUCUACGGGCGAUGAUACGGCAGUUCGUCGGGCAUCUGCGCCCCGUCUCGAAAUGAAUUUGCCUAUAGAAUCCGACUACAAAGACCGGCGCCAAUCUCCUAAAACAUCCGCGAGACAUUUGAAGAGCGCAGGAACCUCACCGAUGUCCGACUGGCAGCAAGCUCAAAAGGAUGUGGGUACAGCCACUUCGCCGAUGCCUAGAACCCGAGAUGUGGGGGAUCCUGCAGGUAACGAAAUUCGAAAAUCAGUGACAACGCAGUGCGACGAACCGAGGAGGAACGUUCAAAGAGAACUGUUAAGGAGUAGGGAACGGAAUAUUAAGAGUCAUAGUUGCCUUAAAAACACUGCUGUUAAAGAAAUUGCGAGGGAGAGAAGACGAAAGUGUGAAAGGGAGAAGGACAGAUCGGGGCGGAUGCGCGGCGGUUGUGGAUGUGACCAGUGCGAAGAGAGCGGUAGCUCCAGUGAGUCGAGCGGCACUCCUUUAUGUUCGGGAGCUUGGCGGGCCGCGAGACGUCGCCGAGCUCGUCAGGGCGAUUGGGCGGUCACGGUUGCAGGCUCUUGCGCCGCUGCGCUGCCCAAUGAUGUGGAGAUGCGACUGCGCUUCCCUGAUGCAAGCACACAACGAUAUGCACAGCACACUCAAGGGUCACCACCUCGGCCGCAUGUACACUGCGAUAAGAAUAACUCGUGUCCGGUGGAACACAUAAGAACGCGACGACACAGUGAAGAACCACCGCGACUGACACUCACCGUCAGAAAGGAGGCUUCAGAUUCUUCAGUUCUUGCAUCAAAGAGUAUGAAGAAGUCUCAUGAUCUCCUUCCCGAAUUGCACGAGACAUUUCGCGCCUCGCGUACUAACACCAAGAGUUCGCUCAAGACACGACGGGGAUGCUCCCCACACUGUUGGCUUCCAGACGGAGAUUUCACAAGCAUCCGGGCUCGUGAAGGUUUAUCAGUGUCGGGUAAUGCUAUUGUGCCGGAGCAAAAACCCCGGGUCCCGACUAUGAGCGAGCGUGACUUGACACGCCUGUAUACCCCUCGCAGACGGUUUUCAUAUCUGCGAUCUUAA
Leptosia nina is the source of this 4059-nucleotide messenger RNA. The record is from the annotation of a GenBank genome assembly. Lineage: Eukaryota; Metazoa; Arthropoda; Insecta; Lepidoptera; Pieridae.